Messenger RNA from Nymphalis io (European peacock), 2092 nucleotides. It is a transcript of the gene Hat1, whose product is annotated as histone acetyltransferase type B catalytic subunit. Gene Ontology annotation, biological process: subtelomeric heterochromatin formation. Gene Ontology annotation, molecular function: histone binding; histone H4 acetyltransferase activity. The transcript is spliced from 8 exons. Bases 300 to 1514 code for a protein of 404 amino acids. Lineage: Eukaryota; Metazoa; Arthropoda; Insecta; Lepidoptera; Nymphalidae. The record is from RefSeq and is a predicted model, not a curated record. Gene Ontology annotation, cellular component: nucleus.
UUAUAGUGCGAGGAGAAGGUAUUUUUAACAAACUUCGUCAUUCUCGGUUUUAAAUUAUAAUAGUAUUGAUAUUUCAAGACUGUAAUUGUCUUAAAUUUAAUAUUUAAUAUGACUACAUGAAACUAUCAAGUAUACCUUAUAAUACUUACGACUAACAAAGGCAUAUUGUGCCGAAAUUUGACGGUAUUUUGCGCGGGAAGUUGAUUUGUAAUGAAAAACUUCGUUAGCGAUUUUUACUCAUAAGCUAAACUCGUUGAUUAUUUUAUUUAUUUUAAGGCUAAAACUUAAACUUUACAACAAUGGCAGAUGUUUUAGAGCAUUUGGUCGUUGAUGGUAAUGAAGUAUUAGAAAUGAAGUUAGUCAGAUCGGCAGCAGAUAUAGAAAAUGACGAUACAAGUUUUGGUCCUGAAAUGUGUCAUCAAGUUUUUGGUGAAAAUGAAAACAUUUUUGGGUACACUGACUUAAAAAUAAAACUGUACUAUAGUGCAGGAAGUCUAAAGACAUACCUUGGAAUAAGUUACUCAGACAUGAUAGACCCAAAGAAGUCAGGAGGUCUUAAAGCAGAUGAUGUGGAAGGUGCGUUAAAGAAUGUAUUGGCACCUGGAUAUGUCACCAAUUUAGAUGUCUUUGUUUCUUUUUUGGAGAAGGAUAAAUUGUUUACUCCACAAGGAGAACUAAUUCACUCAUUUACAACCACACCAUAUGAUGGUGGAGAAUCAAGAACAUUUGAGAUUUAUUAUUGUGAGACAUCUACACCAGGGUUUUUAGGUUAUCAUGAAAGACUGCAGACAUUUUUGCUAUGGUAUAUCGAUGCCGCCUCCUUCAUUGAUGUAGAUGAUGACCUUUGGACUUUCUUUACAGUAUUCGAGAAGUAUCGCAGUAGCGAAGGUAGCACGCGGUAUGCGACGGCAGCGUACGCCACGGUGUACCGCUACUACGCGUACCCGCAGCACAACCGCCCGCGCGUCUCGCAGGUGCUCACCUUGCCACCUUUUAGGAAAAUGGGCAUUUGCGCGCAUUUGCUGCAGGCCAUCUAUUCACACUUUGUAAUUCAACCAGAGGUGGUCGAUAUAACAGUAGAAGAUCCCUCUAAAGACUUCCAGAGAAUAAGAGACUAUGUAGACUCAAAAUAUUGUGAAUCUCUUCCAGCAUUCCAUCCUUCAAAGUUACAUCAGGGUUUUUCUGAGGAAAUGGCAAAACAAGCACGCAGCAAAUAUAAAAUAAACAAAAAACAAGCUAGACGCAUUUACGAAAUACUCCGUUUGAAAAACACUAACUUGUCAGACAAAACUGCUUACUUAAAUUAUAGAUUAGAUGUUAAAAAUAGGCUCAACGCCCCAUUUCAAAAAAAAAAAUUAGACAUGAAGAAACUAGAAAAAGUCUUAAAGCCGGAGGAAUAUGCCGCUACGCUGAACUCAAGCGGCCUCGCCGAGACGCAAGCGCGCCUCUCCGCACACUACCUGGCGCUGGAGGCAGACUACCGCCGCGUCGUGCAUCGGUUGGAGCAAGACUAGCGCUCCGGCGGUGAAGCGAACCACGAUACUAUUUUAACAAUACCUUGUCAAUUGUGCGAAUUGUCACCACAGAAAGUUAUUAAACCAAAUUAUAAGUUAAAAUGUUUUUAUCAAAUUUCAAAAUGAUCAUAUUGUAGCUUUUUGUUUUGUAAUUGAAUGUUGAAUGUGACUGAAGAAAUAGAAUAAGUAUAAUAUGUUCACACUAUUUUUGCAUAAUUUGUGCAAUUUAAUUAUUCAUCAAAUACCUAAUCUAAUUUUAAUUUUUUAUUUAUUCAACCUGAUUCAAAUAUAUGACUCAUUACUAUUACAUUUUUUUAAUUAAAAAGUCAACAAAAAAUUGAUAUUAUUUUAUAAAAAAUUAUUCAAUGUCAGGCAAAACAAAAAAGUAGGGAUAAAAAUUGUUGAUUGUGCUUUGGUUUAAAACAAAAGUUAUGUUAUUUAACUGUUAUAAGUUAUUAGUGUCUCGUAAAUUGAGGUCAAAAAAAAUUCUUAUACAGGUUAAAUAAUACCCAAUGAAUACAAUAAUAUUUCAAUGUAAACAAUGACACUUUCAAAUAAUAAAUUGUUUGUCUACAUUG